AUGUCUGGCGUGUUGAGUCUGUUCUCCUUGCAGGGCCGGACAGCUAUAAUUACCGGUGCGACCAGGGGAAUUGGCCAAUCUCUUGCAAUCGCUUUAGCAGAGGCGGGAGCUGAUAUCGUCCUGAUACAGCGCGACUCCAGCAAUGUUGUUACGAAAGAGUGUAUCGAAAAACUUGGUAGAAAGGCGACCAUCUACGAAGCAGAUCUUGCAGACAAUGCUCAAAUCAGUGGCUUGAUCAAGCGCGUUGUUUCCGACGGUCAUGACUUGAGCAUUUUGGUCAAUUGUGGUGGUAUACAGCGUCGUCACCCGCCACACGAAUUCCCAGAUAACGACUGGAACGAGGUGCUUCAAGUCAAUUUGAACACUGUUUUCACCCUCUGUCGUGAUGCAGGUGCUCACAUGCUGACGCGGAAGGGUCCUCAUCGUGGCUCCAUCAUCAAUUACAAGAUUGCGUCUUUGGUCUCUUUCCAAGGAGGGCUCAACGUACCUGCCUACGCUGCCGCCAAGGGAGGUGUAGCCCAGCUGACAAAGGCACUAUCAAACUCCUGGGCCUCACAGGGCAUUAACGUCAAUGCUAUUGCUCCUGGCUACAUACAUACCGAUAUGAACGAUGCUCUGAUCAAGGAUGAGAAACGUGCUGCAAGCAUCUUGGAACGCAUUCCAGCGGGUCGAUGGGGGUUGCCUGAGGAUUUUGCUGGGUCAAUAGUAUAUCUUGCUAGCAGAGCAAGCCUGUAUGUAUCAGGAGAAGUGUUGACAGUGGAUGGCGGUUGGAUGGGCCGAUAG
This is a messenger RNA of Aureobasidium subglaciale EXF-2481, 783 nucleotides long. RefSeq lists its product as uncharacterized. NCBI's taxonomy places the organism in Eukaryota, Fungi, Ascomycota, Dothideomycetes, Dothideales, Saccotheciaceae. Gene Ontology annotation, molecular function: oxidoreductase activity, acting on the CH-OH group of donors, NAD or NADP as acceptor. The record is from RefSeq and is a predicted model, not a curated record. The transcript has 4 exons. The coding region runs from base 1 to 783 and encodes 260 amino acids.